Molecule: messenger RNA, 2909 nt
Organism: Oryzias melastigma (Indian medaka)
Lineage: Eukaryota; Metazoa; Chordata; Actinopteri; Beloniformes; Adrianichthyidae
Gene: papss1
Product: 3'-phosphoadenosine 5'-phosphosulfate synthase 1
Exons: 12
Coding region: 175-2049 (624 amino acids)
Biological process (GO): sulfate assimilation; 3'-phosphoadenosine 5'-phosphosulfate biosynthetic process
Molecular function (GO): adenylylsulfate kinase activity; ATP binding; sulfate adenylyltransferase (ATP) activity
Source: RefSeq, a predicted model, not a curated record
AAGUCACGCUCGCUGGUGCACCGGCGCCUCGUUUUGUAGUCGUGGCUUCUGCAUCCCCUGCUUUAGAAAUCCCACCCGGACUUUUAAAUAAAAAAAAACGCAUUCGCUUUAGUCUUUUUGUUUCACUUAGGUGCUAAUUUUGCUUAAAUUAGCUGCUUUCCUCCCUGCUAAGCAAUGGAAACGGAGGGUAACUUGAAUAAAAAACAGAAGCUAAGCAACGCUGCUGAGAGCUGGGGAAUGCAACGCGCAACAAAUGUCACCUAUCAGGCUCAUCAUGUAAGCAGAAAUAAACGGGGUCAGGUUGUAGGCACAAGAGGAGGAUUCAGGGGUUGCACUGUGUGGCUGACUGGCUUGUCUGGUGCUGGAAAGACUACAGUCAGCAUGGCUCUGGAGGAGUACCUGGUUUGUCACCGAAUCCCCUGCUACACCCUGGAUGGGGACAAUAUUCGCCAAGGUCUGAACAAGAACCUAGGUUUCAGCCCAGAGGACCGUGAAGAGAACAUUAGGCGGAUUGCUGAGGUGGCCCGGCUUUUUGCUGAUGCAGGAUUGGUCUGCAUCGCAAGCUUCAUUUCCCCUUACAGCCAAGAUCGGCUCAAUGCACGGAAGAUCCACGAAGCAGCGGGACUACCGUUCUUUGAGGUUUUUGUAGAUGCUCCGCUGGACGUUUGUGAGCAGAGGGAUGUGAAGGGCCUUUACAAAAGAGCCAGAGCAGGGGAGAUAAGAGGAUUCACUGGCAUCGACUCUGAGUAUGAGAAGCCAGAAGCUCCAGAGCUGGUGCUGAAGACCGACUCCUGCAGCGUGAAUGAGUGCAUCCAACAGCUGGUUGACCUGCUUCAAGAACGGGAUAUAGUUCCGGUUGAUGGUUCCUAUGAAGUGAAAGAGCUGUAUGUUCAGGAGAAUAAAUUGGACCUUGCUAAGGCUGAUGCAGAGACUCUUCCUGCUGUGCAGAUUGGAAAGUUGGACAUGCAGUGGGUGCAGGUGCUGGCUGAAGGCUGGGCCACUCCUCUGAAUGGCUUUAUGAGGGAAAGAGAGUUUCUGCAGUGUCUUCAUUUUGACUGCCUGCUGGAUGGUGGUGUGAUCAAUCUUUCCGUGCCUGUGGUGCUGCCGGUGUCCACGGCCGAUAAGCAGCGUUUGGAUGGCGUCACCGCUAUGGCCCUGGUGUACGAGGGCAAAAGAGUGGCCAUCCUUCGUAACCCGGAGUUUUAUGAACACAGGAAAGAAGAGCGCUGUGCUCGGCAGUGGGGCACUACCUGUAAAGACCACCCUUACAUCAAGAUGGUGAUGGAAGGGGGGGACUGGCUGGUAGGUGGAGACCUGCAAGUUCUGGACAGGAUCCGUUGGAAUGAUGGUCUUGACCAGUAUCGACUUACUCCCAACGAGCUGAGGCAGAAGUUUAAAGAAAUGAAUGCAGACGCCAUCUUUGCCUUCCAGCUCCGUAACCCAGUCCACAACGGCCACGCCCUUCUGAUGCAGGACACUCAGAAGCGUCUGAUCGAGCGCGGCUACCGCCGGCCCGUCCUGCUGCUGCACCCGCUGGGCGGCUGGACCAAGGACGACGACGUGCCGCUGCCGUGGAGGAUGAAGCAGCACGCUGCAGUGAUGGACGAAGGCGUGCUGAAUCCAGACUCCACCAUUGUUGCAAUUUUCCCCUCCCCCAUGAUGUAUGCGGGGCCAACCGAGGUUCAGUGGCACUGCAGAGCGCGGAUGGUGGCUGGAGCCAAUUUCUACAUCGUCGGCCGAGACCCUGCAGGCAUGCCUCACCCUGACACGGGAAAGGACCUCUACGAGCCCAGUCAUGGAGCCAAGGUCCUCACCAUGGCUCCAGGCCUCAUCAGCCUUGAGAUAGUACCCUUCAAGGUCGCUGCUUACAACAAGAUCAAAAGAGCCAUGGACUUUUAUGACCCCAAGAACCAUCAAGAUUAUGACUUCAUCUCAGGCACCCGCAUGCGUAAGCUGGCUCGCGAGGGACAGAACCCUCCGGAUGGCUUCAUGGCGCCGUCGGCCUGGGCUGUGCUGAAAGAGUACUACAAGUCACUGGAGAAGGCCUGAAGGUUCGGAUCCUCGCACGACCAAGACGGGAAGAAUGGGAACAGUUUCUGCUCCACACGAGGGGACCACUCACAUCUAAAACACAAACCUCAGCCCGGCUUUUAUCUGUCACUUUCAUGCUCUUGGUUUGCUUUUAAUCUUGAUUGCAUUUUAGCUGUACGUGCUUUAUUUAUCUACAUUUAUUCUUAAAAAAAAAAAAAAAACUAUGAAAGAGGUCAGUUUGCUGCAAACGUGACAUUUUAUAAAAGUAGACGUUAGUGUUUCAUUAACUCUAAAACUGUAUUUUCUAACGACGUACAAUUGUACAAAAAUAAUCAGAGAAAGCUCCUGAUGACCUGAAUGGAUGGAACUGUUGAACAGGACUUGAAUGUUCAGGAAUGAUUUUUGAGUUUUAUCCACAUCUGAAGUGUUACUGCUGGAGUUCACCUUUUGCACGCCUGCAGCCCAAAUAAGCUUCUUUGUAUUGUGAAAACUGGCUUUGACAGUUACAAAAGACAAAAGAUGUGUGUGCACAAGUAUUAAGUGUGAGUUGAGUGCCUUGGUCUCACAGUCCAUUCACAUGUCUUGUUUAAAAAAAAGAACAAAUGCAACCUUUAUUCAUUUUUUUUGUUUCUUUUGUCCCAGCUGUUACAUUAAUGUAAAACGGUAACAAUUCAAUACAAAUCUCAGUCCUUUAACUCAAGUCUAUCAUUUUAACCUCAUUUUGCAUGUAACUAUUACAUUUGAUCACAUAUUUAACCUUUUCUUUCUUUUAACUGCUAACAUUUUUCUGUAUUUUCCUCAAGUUAUUCUAUAUAUUUAGGUGUUUGGAGUUGGGGUAAUAUUAUUCCUUGUCCAAUAAACAAUUUCUAGAAAACAGA